UAAACUUGUACCCCAUGUAUAAUCCACAAACAUUGUGGGUUACACAUGGGGAACACGUGCGCUUCCCCCCAAGUGAAAAGACGUUAUUGGAUAUCGAGGCAGUUCUGGAAUUGUACCAGCACCCUCGAUAUCCCAAUUUCAAUCUUCCGAAACCAACAAGAUCAAAAGUACCUAGACGGAAACCCAUACAAAUGCAAGGAAGAAUUUUAUAAUUUAAGUUAAAUAUUGUAUUGAAAAUUUCAAAUUAAGCGUUACAUCACAAAUGAAUCUACACAAAGUCAAGAUUAGUCCUGGAGUUGCAUUUUUCUUAAAAAUGUAUCAAAGUAAGAAUUUCAAGUUUCUAGUGAUUACCUGUAAUAAUUUUUUGUUUGUAACCAGUAGACGUUUCAACGAUCAUCUAUCAUUCAAGCAGCAGGAGUCACGUAGUCAAAAUGCAUUGUACAUAGCGAGUUCAACCACAGUAUUUUUGUUGACUUUUUUCGUGUUUGACAAAGUCGUUAUUGGAUAUCGAGGCAGUUCUGGAAUUGUACCAGCACCCUCGAUAUCCCAAUUUCAAUCUUCCGAAACCAACAAGAUCAAAAGUACCUAGACGGAAACCCAUACAAAUACAAUGAAGAAUUUUAUAAUUUUAGUUAAA
This is a messenger RNA of Acyrthosiphon pisum (pea aphid), 637 nucleotides long. RefSeq lists its product as uncharacterized. The record is from RefSeq and is a predicted model, not a curated record. The transcript has 3 exons. NCBI's taxonomy places the organism in Eukaryota, Metazoa, Arthropoda, Insecta, Hemiptera, Aphididae. Bases 263 to 589 code for a protein of 108 amino acids.